CGAAUGUGAAGAAGAUAAUGAAAGAUCAAACAAUUACAAAAACAAAAAUCAAGUCCCAAAUGUUUCGUCUUUGUCUUCACAUAAAGAGAUUGCCGAAAAUGUGUUAAAAAUUAGAAAUGCAUAUCACUGUAAUGUGCAUAAUCGUCCCUGCAUAAAUAAAGAAAGCCACAAAGAUUUUCAUGUGGAAAUUACAUUUAUGAUGCUCUCGAUUUGGGCAUCUGAUAUGAACAAAGGACUGGCUACGGUCAAAAAUCCUCCAACACACCCUCUUUUUUCCUAUGCUAAUAUAUCAUCCAAAAAGCGGUUACCAUCUUCUUAUUUACAAUCACCACCAACUAUGUCAUCACAAAUGCCAUUAGUUUUACCAUCUUCGCCACCACAUACACCACAUACACAAGUACAACUUACACAACCGCAGACACAACUAUCACAAUCUCCACAAGUACAACUUACACAACCAUU
Messenger RNA from Ambispora leptoticha, 462 nucleotides. NCBI's taxonomy places the organism in Eukaryota, Fungi, Glomeromycota, Glomeromycetes, Archaeosporales, Ambisporaceae. The record is from the annotation of a GenBank genome assembly.